GUGAGUUGACCAAUCAUGCGAUGUGAAAAGAAACUCCCAUUAACUACGGGCACCACGCAGGGACACUAUCAGCCACCUUUAAAGCUGAAAGACAUGGCAUCGUUCAUGCUCAAACCUGCUCAGCUCCGCUGUGUUUUCAGGACAGGCAGGCUCAUGAGCGAGCAGCGGACAAGGACAACAUUGUGUUUGCACAGAAGUUAUGCCACUGAUGGAGACCACAAGAUUCCCAAAAUAUACACCAAAACUGGAGACAAAGGUUUCUCGAGCACCUUUACAGGAGAAAGGAGGCCAAAGGAAGAUCAUAUAUUUGAAGCUUUGGGAAAUACAGAUGAGCUUUCGUCAGCUAUUGGCUUGGCCAGAGAGUUUUGCCUCGACAAAGGUCACACAUUCACAUAUCAGCUGGACAAGAUACAGUGCAUUUUACAAGACGUGGGCUCCAAUAUUGCCACCCCUCGAUCAUCAGCAAGAGAAAGCCACAUAAAGAGAACACAAUUUACUGCUCCAUCAAUCGCAGAUCUGGAAACCUGGAUAGAUAAAUUUACAGAAGAACUCCCUCCACUAACCAACUUCAUCUUACCUUCUGGGGGGAAGAGCAGUACAGCUUUGCAUUUAGCUCGGGCAGUGUGUCGGAGAGCAGAACGCAGUGUUGCUCCUGUUGUACGGUCAGGGGAGGCAGAUCCAGAUGUUGCCAAGUUUUUGAACAGAUUGAGCGACUACCUGUUCACUGUGGCCAGAUAUGCAGCCAUGAAAGAAGGCAACGAGGAGAAAAUCUACAAAAGACCAGAAUGACCAGAUUGGAGGACUAAGACUAAUUUGUUUUUGAUGACAGAUAUUUAAUUUUUACUGUAAAUAUGUUAAUAAAAUAAAUGAGGUCCA
Molecule: messenger RNA, 876 nt
Organism: Larimichthys crocea (large yellow croaker)
Lineage: Eukaryota; Metazoa; Chordata; Actinopteri; Sciaenidae
Gene: mmab
Product: metabolism of cobalamin associated B
Exons: 9
Coding region: 16-789 (257 amino acids)
Molecular function (GO): corrinoid adenosyltransferase activity
Source: RefSeq, a predicted model, not a curated record